AUGAACUAUGAAAACUAUGAUCUUUGUUUCCCAGACCAGCCUGUGGUGGAUCUCUACCUCCCUAUAUGGGCCAACCUACCUGCAUUUCGGCACAAGCCGGCCUUCGUUUGGGCCGAAGACGGCCCCGUCCAUGUGUCCGGUUCGUCGGCCUUAACCUACGAGCAGCUCAACGCGUCAGUGCAGUCCACAUCCUCACAGUUAUUGCUUUCCUUGCAAAGGGGUGACACUGUUGUGAUAUUGUGUGCACCGGGCCUUGAGCUUGUGGAGAUCAUAUUUGCUUGUCAACGAGCCGGGCUUCUGGCGGUUCCCGUGGUCCCGCCGCACCCGUCGUUUGCCAGCGACAAUCAUCAUCACCUUGUCAGGGUUCUCUCGCAAGCUAAGCCUAAGGCCGCCUUAGCAGCUCGUAGUUAUGUAAACCGCGUUAGAAAGUACGUAGCCUCCAGCAAUAACAAACUGUCUGACCUUUUACAGACGCUUAGAUGGAUUGAGACGGAGGACCUAAAGGGGAAAAUGAAGGUGGGAGACGCGCAACGGAACUCAUUGCAAUACGAAGGAUGCAAAGCAAAUGAUGUGUACUUGAUUCAGUACACUUCAGGUGCAACCGGGAUUCCUAAGCCAGUCCUUGUGACUGCUGGUGCAGCAGCUCACAAUGUAAGAGUAGCUAGAAGAGCCUAUGAUCUCCAUCCAAACAGCGUCAUCGUUUCAUGGUUGCCUCAGUACCAUGAUUGUGGCCUUAUGUUUCUGCUACUAGCCAUUGUAUCGGGUGCAACAUGCGUGCUAACAUCCCCCAACGCUUUCAUAAAACGGCCUAGAUUGUGGCUCGAGUUGAUCACCGAGUACAACGCUACUUGUACUCCCGUUCCAUCCUUCACGCUGCCCCUCGUCGUUAAGCGUGGAGGCGUGGAUAAAGGGACCUCUUCUAUAAACCUAGGGAGCAUGAAGAACCUGAUCAUAAUCAAUGAGCCGAUCUACAAGGCUUCAGUAGCAGAAUUUGUUGAAGUUUUCAGGCCUUACGGGCUCAACCCCUCAAGCAUUUCUCCGUCAUAUGGCUUGGCCGAGAAUUGCACCUUUGUAUCCACAGCAUGGAGAAGUGAAAGUAAGGGAAAUUUUCCAGUCCACAAGAAUCUCUUGCCUAGUGCCAAGCUACCUUCUUCAAAGGAAGAAAUCAUGGAGGAGGAGAUUGAGAUUUUGGUUGUGAAUGAAGAAACUAAUGAGCCUGCUGAUGAUGGCGUUGAAGGAGAAAUAUGGAUAUCUUCUCCAAGCAACGCCUCCGGAUACCUCGGCCACCCUACGUUAACGCACGAAGUCUUCAACGCUAGGCUAAGAAACAAGGUGGCUGGAUGCUUUGUCCGAACACAAGACAGAGGAAUAGUCAUAGGACAAGAGAGGUACUUAUACGUCACUGGCCGGGCCCCAGACAUCAUUAAACAGACUGACGGUCGAGAAAUCCACCCUCAUUACAUAGAGACCGCGGCUUAUAAUAGUGGGCCAAGGCUACUUAGAGCAGGUUGCCUUGCAGCGUUUGAGUUCUUGCGAACGGUAGCUGUCGUAGCGCAGUUGCAAAGGGGAGUGGAAACAAGUCUUCUGAUGAAAAUAUGUGAAGGGAUUAGAAAUGGUGUAUUGAGAGAGGAGAAAAUUGGAGUUGGAGUAGUGGUUAUUGUGGAGAGUGGAAGUGUUCCAAAGACUACUUCUGGGAAAGUGCAGAGAUGGUUGGCUAAGGCUAAGUUGGAGAGAGGAGAAAUGAAUGUAGUGAUGAAAAUGGAGUUUGGUUGCAAUCCAAUGUUGUUUGGAAGAAUAAUGGAAGAGGGCAGCAAAGAAGGGGAGAAAGUGAACUUUCUUACAACUGCGAAUACUAGGAAUCAUCUCUCCUUACUAUCUUCUUUGUAA
Sesamum indicum (sesame) is the source of this 1887-nucleotide messenger RNA. RefSeq lists its product as uncharacterized. Lineage: Eukaryota; Viridiplantae; Streptophyta; Magnoliopsida; Lamiales; Pedaliaceae. The record is from RefSeq and is a predicted model, not a curated record.